Messenger RNA from Lolium perenne, 1285 nucleotides. RefSeq lists its product as uncharacterized. Lineage: Eukaryota; Viridiplantae; Streptophyta; Magnoliopsida; Poales; Poaceae. Gene Ontology annotation, cellular component: plasma membrane. Gene Ontology annotation, biological process: plasma membrane organization; membrane assembly; regulation of membrane lipid distribution. The record is from RefSeq and is a predicted model, not a curated record.
GCUAGCGUGCGGAAAAGUGCGGCUCUGCGCUCGCCACGACGCGGACAGCGGAGGCGAGCGAGGACGCGCGAGCCCAGCUCCCCCACCCAUGCCGCCGCCCCACCGCGCCGGCGCGGGCGACGCGAGCGCGUUCUUCGCGGCGACGCUGGUGCUGUGGGCCGUGUCGGUGGGGUUCGAGAUCGGGGCGCGGGGCCGCCGCGAGCUGGCGGCCGUGGCGGCCGGCUUCGCCUUCUUCCAGGCCGCCAACACCGCCGUGCGCGCCGCCGUCUCCCGCGACCCGCUCUUCGUCAACACCGCCGUCUCGCUGCUCCACUCCUCCCUCACAUCCGCCUCAGUUAUCUUUGUUCUUUUGUGUCGAUGGCGUACUAAGGGCCUUGAGAACAUGUUUGAGCAUGAAGAAUUAGUUGGCCGCAGUUGGCUUGGAGCAUAUUCUGCUCUGUGCUUUUCAUGUGGCUACUUUGCUUAUGACCAAUUGGAUAUGCUCCGGUACCGUCUGUACAGUGGAUGGAUCCCUGGAAUUCUCAUGCAUCACCUUAUUCUGCUCAUUUGCUUUACACUAGCUCUAUAUCGGAAUGUGACAAUCAACUACCUAAUUCUCACACUUUUAUGCGAGAUGCACUCCAUAUUUUUGCACGUAAGGAAAUUGAGGAGAAUGGCUGGAUUUCGUGAUUUCAGCAGAAAACUGGUGAAACUGGAAUGGAUACUCAACUGGACCACCUUUCUGACAGCAAGGGUGAUCAGCCACAUAUUGAUUACAUACAAACUGAUCACCGAUGCACACAAGUUUGAUAAGGGCAUUGAGCUUCCAUUAGCUCUUUUUGGUAUGGCAGGAAUGAAUGUGCUCAACGUAUCUUUAGGGCUUGAUCUAAUUAAAGCAUUCUCACGAGAGAGAAAUCAGCAGAGGCAUCAGGACUGAAUGUGCCUUUCUUGAUAGUGGUGUACUGUAAAUUUUGGCAAGGUUAUAGUCACACAGAUGUAAAUCAGAAGACAGAGGUAUGUUUGAGUGCUGUUAGCCUCUAGGCUUUGUCGUAACAAGCCAUGUAUGUUUAUGUAUGUUGAAUUUGUAUCAAGAUGUCUUGAAAGUUGCCGCCAUUAGUGGACAUUACAUCAUGACUUACACCCAUACAAAACUGAGGUGCAGCAUUUGCACAGACUAGAGUAGGAAAGGAAGAAAAUGUAUGUAUUGUGUUCGUUUAAAACUUCACCUAGUGUACUACAGAGAUGCUUUGGCAGCUUGCUAGCAAGCUUAAAUUUAAUGUCUUUUUGCCAAAGUUAUUUAUUUUCA